Neolamprologus brichardi is the source of this 2102-nucleotide messenger RNA. It is a transcript of the gene grxcr2, whose product is annotated as glutaredoxin and cysteine rich domain containing 2. NCBI's taxonomy places the organism in Eukaryota, Metazoa, Chordata, Actinopteri, Cichliformes, Cichlidae. The record is from RefSeq and is a predicted model, not a curated record. Gene Ontology annotation, biological process: sensory perception of sound.
CGCAGGCUCCAAAUGCUUUCUAUUUUUGUGAUCAUAAUUAUUUGAUGACAGGGCUUCUGGUUUCGCAACCACCCUUUUGUGCACUCGAUCUAUCUGUGAAUAAUUUAGCACUGAGAGCUAGAAAGGUGGGUCCCUUAAAACAGCAGGUACAGGCAAACUCUGGAGGCAGGACACACACAGAGAGAGAGCAUUGCCAUCCUAUCUUUGUCAUCCGCCCACUCCUUACUUACAGCUCUUUAGUCCGGCUGCUGUGCUUCCAUCGAGCUGUUUGUUAAUCCAAGUUUGAAUUUAUCCAUCCUUACAAACAACCCUUCAGCACAGCAGGCUCCACGGUGUCCAGCUCGAAGAAGGUAAGGAGCUCAUUGGAUGGAGUGACCCCCUUUCUGCAUCCACUCUUCAAUCAGCCAUCAUGGAGGAACUCCAGAGAAAACUGAAUCAGCGCUAUGAAGACACCAAGCCAAGAAAGGUGAGGUUCAAGCUGGCAUCAUCCUACAGUGGCCGAGUGCUGAAGCACGUGUACGAGGACGGUCAAGAGCUGGACAGCCCCGAGGAGAAAUACCCUCACAGCUUUAUCCACCGCAAAAUCCCUCCCAGCCACCUCGAGAUGGAGCAGCUCUGCGGGUUUGAGGACACUCAUGGAGACCAACAGAGUGUCUAUCCUCCAACAGGGCUCAUAGCCCAGAGAAUAAAUGUAUAUAGAGGAAUGGGCAGCUACAAACCUGCCGUUGGCCAGACUGAGGAAGGAGAGGGAGACAGCAAGUCCCCAGUGUUGGACUUUGGUAAGAUAAUCAUCUAUACCAGCAAUCUGCGCAUUAUCAAAGCACCGCAGAAGAAGCCUGAAAUGUUUCGGCAGCACACAGUGCCUCUCAUUGACUUGGAAGGAUACCCAAAGGCCAGGGAAAGGGGGAGCAGGAGGAGGGCUAAAGCAGUUUUCACACAGGAGGAGGCGGAGAAGGAGGAGAAACAGAUCUGCGACACUGAUACCAAGGAGGCUGACAGCUGCCAGCAUUGUGGCGGUUCGGGCUCCGCUCCCUGCUCUCUGUGUCACGGUAGCAAGCUGUCCAUGCUGGCGAACCGCUUCAAUGAGUCCAUCAGUGAUCUGCGUUGCCAAGCCUGCUACCCCUAUGGUCUGGAGAAGUGCCAGUCCUGCUCCAAUAAAUAGCACCAUUUGGCUGACACCCAUAUCUGGCAGUGAGAGAGCGAGCGUGUGAGUGAGUGAAUGAGAGUGUGUGGCUGACUGAGUGUAAGCCCAGUGUGCUACGGGUUUGUCAGAAUUGUCUCAGUGGCAGUAUUGCUCUAAUCCAAAACGUUCUUGGUGGGGUGUUUCGGAGCACUACUAGGAAACAUAAGCCAUCAUUGGACAUUGGAGAGGGGGAUUGUGACUGUGGGCACAAAAUCAUAAAAUACAAUUACUGUGUGCAGUGAACAUGGCUUGCGAUAACACAAAUACAUAAUCGCUUUUUUUUGUUGUCACGUUAUUUAGCAUCUGCUGCCUUCAUCCUGAUAAAACCUGGUUCCACAACAGAGUUAUCAUUUUAAUUAAAAUGAUGCAAACAUUUCACAGUUUAUUGUGUCUACUGGGAAGGUUUCCCUGUUCAUAGCUCCCCUGUCUAUUCACCAGAGACACUGAAACCUUUUUCACUUGAACAUAAUGGGUUGUACCGGGAUAAUUGAUGCUAUUAUUUUUUAGAAAAAUACAGAGAGGAAUGAGACAAAUGGGACUGUUUGAUAAACGGCGACAGCAAUAAUCAGGAGACGAUGUUUAAUGUGAGUUCCCCCCAAAUAACGGUGUUACUGCAACACAGACGUGCGUGUCGACCAGAGCUUUUCUCGUUGGUGGGGGGGUAAAUAUGCAAACUUUUUAAACCACUUUUCGUCUCAACAGAUAAUAAAUGUUUGACAUUCUCAGUAUUGAUUUCAGAUGGUGUGUUAAUAAUAAAAAGUCUAAGAGGUGUUAUGGAUGAAAAUAUGAAUGAAAAUAAUGAUUUAAAUGACAGAAAUGAUUUAUUGUAGAUCAGCUCAGGAGAUUGGGAUUGUUUUGUAACAUUUUUAGAUCAUUUAAAGAUAUAUCUACACAUUUUUGGGGGGUGAAUUAAUUAAAU